Messenger RNA from Cuscuta europaea, 703 nucleotides. The record is from the annotation of a GenBank genome assembly. Lineage: Eukaryota; Viridiplantae; Streptophyta; Magnoliopsida; Solanales; Convolvulaceae.
UUUUUUUACUGCCCUUGACAAGGACGACUCCUAUAGCUGCGUCUCUUUACUUCCAGACCUAAUCUGACAUUCUCUUCGAUGGAACUGCGGCCGGGUGAUGGGCCUUCUUCUCUUCCAUUUCACGACUCCCUUCUUUGUUGAGUAUUGAAUCAUCUUCUGCACUCUCUAGUGUCCAGCAACACUCUCCGGUGUCCAGCAAGACUCUCCAGCGUCCAACAUCCAGUGAUAGGUUGUGAGAAAGAAAGGAGAAGAAGCAGAGAUGAAGAAGUGGCGACGAGAGGCUCACGGGUUCUGUAGCUUCGAUGAUGGUGGCGCGGGAAGAAGAUAUGGAGUUGCAGUGGCAGCGCGGGAUAAAGUUCGGACAUGCGGUACUUCUACGAUGAGGACGAGUGACGAUGUGCUGUGGAGGGAGGGCGACGCUAGCAGAAGCAGAGACGCGGACAAUUCUUUGCAACGAAGAAGGAACGAUGCAGAUGUUAGGGUUAAGGGCAUUUUGAGUGUUUCAGCAUUUAGUCUCUUUUUUGUCCAUACGAAUUUAUGGUCACAUUUUUGUCAAUUGUAAAGUCCCUAGUAUUAUUCUGGUCAUUAUUUCAAAAUAUUAUCAUGUUAAAUUUUGGUAAUGUUAAAACAUGACAAUUACUCUAUUUAGAGAACAAAAUAAGAACAAACUAUGACAAUUUUAAUUUAAAAUUUACAAACGUUU